UCUGGUGCUGGAAAUGCCGCAGCCCAGCCCCAGUUGGGCACAGAUGUGAGCUCCUGGUGCUCUUCUGGGUGUUCAGUCCAGAGCAGGUUUAGACAGGUCCAAAGAAAAGGAAAAACCAGAAAUCACUGUCCAGGGAAUUUCUCUGCCUCUGCUAGCUAAAAUUAACUAAAAGCAAAGGAGAGCUCUUUCCUGCUGCCUGUCCAUCUGCAGACAACAGAGGAGCAGGAAUGUGGAGGAGUGAGAGAGGUUCUGAAAACAAACUCCGUGCUUCUUCCUCCCUCUUUGCUCUCAGAACUAGUCUUAUAGGUGAAAAACGUAUUUCAGACAAAUGGGGAUAUGAGCAUCAUAAAGUCACCCCUGGACACUCCCAAAACCCCCUCAGCCUGUCUAAGCAGGGCCUGGGUGUGUGUGGGGGGGGAAGGCCCAGGAACCAUGGGUCCCCCAGCAGCUCUGAGAAGAGGGACCCCCAUAACCCCAAAGUAAGGACACUGGAAACAGGCAAAUCCUGGGAGAGGUUUUUUUAUUUUUGGAGGUUUUUCUGGCCACCAGACACCUGGUGACUGCUAGAGAUGGACUUGGCCAGCGGGACUUUCGAAGGCAAUGCACUCACAUCUUGUUUUUCCCUCAAAUCUGGAUUUCCCACUCCCAAACCUUAUCUGCAUAGAGGAGAAGUCUGCAAGGAAGAGGAAGAUGCCUUGGGACAGCCCGGCAGACAAGGAGCUGAGGAUGGAGACCAGGGAGGACAAAUCCCUGCAGCAGAACCUCAUGAGAGAGGCUGUUUUGAGCGGCUCCACAGCGCAGGAAUCCAACGGGGAGGAAAAGCCCUGGAGAUCCCACAGGAGGAGGGGCUGCAAACGCAGCCCAGGAUGCUCGGAGGAAGAAAGACCCACCCUGUGCCAGGAAGGCAGCCGGAGCUCUGGCCAGAGCUCUGAAGUGGUCAAUGAGCAGCUUGAUGAUGGCAAGAAGCCCCACCAGUGCCUGGAAUGUGGGAAGAGUUUCCUCACGAGCUCCCGCCUGGUCUGCCACCAGAAGAUCCACUCCGGGGAACGGCCCUAUGAGUGUGGGGAAUGUGGGAAGAGCUUCAGGAUCAGCUCCCACCUGUACCGCCACCAGAAGAUCCACACUGGGGAGAGGCCCUAUGAGUGUGGGGAAUGUGGGAAGAGCUUCAGAGACACCUCUGACCUGAUGGUCCACCAGAGGAUUCACACCGGGGAAUGGCCCUAUGAGUGUGGGGAGUGUGGACAGAGCUUCAAAGUCAGCUCCCACCUGAUCACCCAUCAGCGGAUCCACACCGGGGAACGGCCCUACGAGUGUGGGGAAUGUGGAAAGAGCUUCAGCCUGAGCUCCAGUUUGAUCUGCCACCAGAGGAUCCACACUGAUGAACGGCCCUAUAAAUGUGGAGAAUGUGGGAAAGCCUUCAGGAAGAGCUGCCACCUGAACCGCCACCAGAUGAUCCACACUGGGAUACGACCCUAUGUGUGUGGGGAAUGUGGGAAGAGCUUCCGUGACAGCUCUGACCUGAUCAUCCACCAGACAAUGCACACUGGGGAUUGCCCCUACACGUGCUCAGAAUGUGGGAAGAGCUUCAGCCAGAGCUCCAACCUGAUUGCCCACCAGAGGAUCCACACUGGGGAGAGGCCCUAUGAGUGUUCUGAGUGUGGGGAGAGGUUUCAGAGCAGAUACCGUCUCCUCAAGCAUCAGCAGAUUCACACAGAAUAGAGGCCCUUCCACUGCCCCGACUGCAGGAAGUGCUUUAAGAAAAACUCCACCCUCCUCACCCACCAGCAGAUCCACACUGGGGAGAGACCCUAACAGUGUCCCAAGUGUGGGAAGAGCUUUGAGUGCUGCUUCAACUCCAUCCUCCGUUGGAGGACCUCCAUUGGAUGGUCCACAGUGACCCUCGUUGGGCAGAGACUUGGUCGUCCAUGGUCCUGGUGAUCCAUGUUGGGAAGAUACCUGGCUGGUGGUCUCCACAUCUUCCUGGCUCCCCUUGGGCACUUGGACGCAGCCAGAGAAAAAUCCAUUAGGAUGCAAACCACCGUCAGAAUUUCAUAGGGGACAGCACAGUUUUUUACUUUGGACCCCAAAAAAAUCUCACCUUUUGCAUCCAGUCAUUUCUUCUGGUGGCAUCAAGGAAUACUGGAUGGUGUUGGAGGUCUUUUCCAACCUGAAUCAUUCCAUGAUUGUAAUUCUCUCUGUCCCACAGGCAUCUUUCACUGCCAAAUAGUGAUGGACUGGAGCACGAAACCAGGAUUUUGGAGACAAUGGAGUGGAAAUCCCUCUAAAAAAGGUCCUUUCUACCCACCCAGGCACAUGGAUACUCAGCUGUUGCAGUGUGUUUUUAUUUGGCAGGUUUUUUGUUUGAUUUGUGGUUUGGUAGUCCUUUUGGAUUUUUUCUCCCCCUGUUUUAGAGUGACACAGACCUGCCUUUGUUGUUCAGUUGAGCCAGGUGUCCUUUAUCUCUUGUUACUUAGCUACUUCCCUGCCAAGUUUCAAACCCCUUCCCCCCCCACAUCCAGUUGUUAACCCCUCCUAUCCCAAGCAGUUUUCCUCCCUUGAAAUCCUUCACUGCGUUGUAUCCCCUGCCUUGUGUCCCACCCCCAGUUUCCUGAUUAGUUGAACAUUGUAUCCUCCCUUGAGACCUGCCUCCCUUUAUGUUGCUUGCCCACAGUUCAGCACGGGGAUCCCGGGACUCCUGGAGUUUAACAUCAAAUAAAGUAAGCCAGUGCCCCCCA
Molecule: messenger RNA, 2735 nt
Organism: Haemorhous mexicanus (house finch)
Lineage: Eukaryota; Metazoa; Chordata; Aves; Passeriformes; Fringillidae
Product: zinc finger protein 239-like
Exons: 2
Coding region: 601-1719 (372 amino acids)
Biological process (GO): regulation of transcription by RNA polymerase II
Molecular function (GO): DNA-binding transcription factor activity; RNA polymerase II cis-regulatory region sequence-specific DNA binding
Source: RefSeq, a predicted model, not a curated record